This is a messenger RNA of Saccostrea cuccullata (small rock oyster), 1139 nucleotides long. RefSeq names its product protein mono-ADP-ribosyltransferase PARP12-like. The coding region runs from base 1 to 972 and encodes 323 amino acids. Gene Ontology annotation, cellular component: nucleus. NCBI's taxonomy places the organism in Eukaryota, Metazoa, Mollusca, Bivalvia, Ostreida, Ostreidae. The record is from RefSeq and is a predicted model, not a curated record. The transcript is spliced from 4 exons. Gene Ontology annotation, molecular function: NAD+ poly-ADP-ribosyltransferase activity; NAD+-protein mono-ADP-ribosyltransferase activity.
AUGUGUAAACAAAGGAUUUACCGGUACAUUCAGAAGGAUUUUAUCUUGGUUGAGUUGGAUAGACAAGGAAGGGAGUUUACUCUGAUUAAAGAGUUAUUUUGUUCAUCCAUGCUUUACUAUCAUCCUACAUCCAUACACAGAGUUCAGAAUCCAAGGCUGUGGCAAAAAUUUAGUCUGGCUAGAAAGCAUAUUUCGGAGGAGUUUGGUCCAAAUAUGGUAAAUGAGCAGCAGUUAUUUCAUGGCACCAAAUGUGAGGCUAUAGAGGCCAUAUGUAGAUCUGGUCUGGACUGGAGGAUGUGUGGUGAAAAUGGAGUGGCCUUUGGACAGGGAACAUAUUUUGCUAAACAUGCACAUUACUCAGAUAGAUACUGCCAGCACUUCACCGGUCGGCUUGUUAACCCAAGUAACCCCUAUCAACCCUUGGGAUUCAGUUUCGGUGCCGCUCCUCCAGCUCACUUUAGUUAUGCAGUCGCUCCUCCUCCUUCUAUUCAAAUCGUUCCUAAGCGAGUAGGAAACAGUACAUGUUUCGUCACAGUACAAGGAACUGGAGGACAACAACAAUCCUCUUCUGGCAGCAGUGGAGCCUCACAAAACCAAAAUGCACUCAGUGGAAUAGGAAGUCAAACAGGAUUCGGCACGAUCACUUUCGGAACUCCCUUCGGAACAGACCAGCCUGCACAAACUUCCAGCGAUCCCAAAUCCUCUACAGCUCAAGACAAGCCUAAGGUGAUCUCAGAUAUCAAACAGUUACUGAGAGAGAAACACAAGUACAUGUUUGUGGCUCGUGUCUUGGUUGGACGACCGGGUCAGGGACGACCGGGAAUGAGAAAACCCCCGGAGGAUCCCGACGAUCCCAAAGGGAGGCCGUUCAAUUCCUGUGUUAAUACUCCACAUAAACCCAGUAUAUUUGUGAUCUUCGACAGUACUCAGUGUUAUCCUGAAUAUAUCAUCGAAUAUAUGCAUCUCACUUAAAAUAGGUAAUAUCCGGUUUGUGAAAAUGGAUUCAAAAACUGUUCGUUAGAAGCUGAUUGUUUUAUCAUUAUGCUUUUACGUUCAAAUUGCAAUGAAUGAAAUUACAAUGUUCUUGUUAUUUAGUUACUGAUGUUAUUUAACCAAUAAAGAAAUACUUUCUUAAACAA